Messenger RNA from Leucoraja erinaceus (little skate), 1495 nucleotides. RefSeq names its product par-6 partitioning defective 6 homolog beta (C. elegans) (gene pard6b). Gene Ontology annotation, biological process: centrosome cycle; regulation of cellular localization; establishment or maintenance of cell polarity. Gene Ontology annotation, molecular function: protein kinase C binding. NCBI's taxonomy places the organism in Eukaryota, Metazoa, Chordata, Chondrichthyes, Rajiformes, Rajidae. The coding region runs from base 260 to 1387 and encodes 375 amino acids. Gene Ontology annotation, cellular component: nucleus; cell cortex; apical plasma membrane. The record is from RefSeq and is a predicted model, not a curated record. The transcript is spliced from 3 exons.
AGGUUGGGUUUCCGGGGAGGCUGACGUCAUCUGGUAACAAAGUCCGGAGUUUGGUGCAGGUCGUCAGGAGGAGGCGGCGGAGUUUGAGCCGUUGCUCGGCACACGCAACCGCCAUUAGCGGCGACGGUGUUCAUCCUGGACUAUCUCCCUCCCCUCCAAACUAACCUAACGUGACCUCCCCCUCACGCUGAGCCGCUGUCCUUGGGGGAAACGAACGAACGAACGACCGAGCACCGGGUCGGCGAACGGCGCUACGAAAAUGAUCAAGACUCACCAUCGCACGUCGUCCAAGUGCCUGGAGACGGUGGAGGUGAAGAGCAAGUUUGGGGCUGAAUUUCGUCGUUUUGCUCUGGAUCGAUCCAAACCUGGGAAGUUUGAAGAAUUUUAUGGAUUAUUGCAGCAUGUCCACAGAAUUCCAAAUGUUGAUGUUUUAGUUGGAUAUGCUGACAUUCAUGGAGACUUGUUACCAAUAAACAAUGAUGAUAACUAUUUAAAGGCAAUUAAGACUGCAAUGCCUUUGCUCAGAGUGUUUCUGCAAAGGAAAGAGGAUGCUGACUACAGUGCUUUUGGUACUGACACUUUAACGCGGAGAAAGAACGUCCUGUCAAACGUACUGCGCCCUGAUGUUAAUCGUAAAAAAUCCUCAAUUGCAAUCAGCUUGCCGCGUGACUUCCGUCCUGUGUCUUCAAUCAUUGAUGUGGAUAUUCUGCCAGAAACCCACCGAAGAGUGCGGCUGUACAAGCACGGGUCUGAUAAACCACUAGGAUUCUAUAUCCGCGAUGGCUCAAGUGUUCGAGUAACCCCCAAUGGACUUGAGAAAGUCCCUGGAAUUUUCAUUUCCAGAUUGGUGCAAGGGGGAUUGGCAGAAAGCACUGGUCUGCUAGCUGUAAAUGAUGAAGUGCUUGAGGUGAAUGGGAUUGAAGUGUCAGGAAAAAGUCUUGAUCAAGUGACUGACAUGAUGAUAGCAAACAGCCAUAAUCUCAUCAUUACUGUGAAGCCAGCAAAUCAAAGGAAUAAUAUUGUGAGAAUCAGUCGGACUUCUGGUAGUUCAGGUCAGUCCACUGACAGUGGAACUAGCCACCUUGCUUAUAUGGCGUCUCCACACAUUGUGCAAAAUUUCCAUUCAGAAGACAUGGACAGUGAUGAAGAUACUGACAUAGUCAUUGAGGGCAGUGGUGAGCCACAACACAUUUCAGAGGCAACUUCUACCAGUGCUAGCAUAGCAUCGUUAACAAAAAAUGACCAUAAUCAUGGUGUAACUUCAAAUGGCUCUGUUGCUGGAGUUAAAGGAAACGUGUACAUGCCAUCAGGUCCCAUAAAAGCGGAUCCUGUUGAAAACGUGAACAGGCAAAGCAUUGAGGAGGAUGGCACUGUUAUUACACUCUAGGUUUCUUGAUCUGCACUUACGGGUGCCAGUGUUUUGUUUAAGGUUUGCCUGUUGUACAGUAGCACUAUCAUUGUAAAUUACUCACUUUUAUGAAAUGAGCUUCAUAAU